Limulus polyphemus (Atlantic horseshoe crab) is the source of this 1630-nucleotide messenger RNA. Its product is annotated as cell wall integrity and stress response component 3-like. Bases 52 to 666 code for a protein of 204 amino acids. The record is from RefSeq and is a predicted model, not a curated record. NCBI's taxonomy places the organism in Eukaryota, Metazoa, Arthropoda, Merostomata, Xiphosura, Limulidae. The transcript is spliced from 2 exons.
CAACCGUAUUAAAGUAUUCUCUUUAAUGUUAAUAUUUAUUCAUGGUUGACAAUGGUAUCAUGUAAAGUAAUGAUAGUUUCUAUCGUUCUUAUUAUUUUAGCUGGGACUGUAAUCUACUUUGUUAUAGAUUACGAAAUGAAAGCUCAAACAGCCACUACACUAGCUCCAAGUUUUACAACUUCGGAGACAUUGAAACCAACAACAACAUACAUAACCACACCAUUGACAAAGAUAUCCACGCCAACGACCACGAAUACAGUGACCACAGCAACAACAUCGACUACGAUUACAACCACGACAACACCAUCGACAACAACCACACCGUCAACUACGAGUACAACAACAACACCGUCAACUACGAGUACAACAACAACAACACCGCCAACUACGAGUACUACAACAACACCGCCAACUACGAGUACAACAACAACACAAACCACAACAGAGCCAGUAAGCAACAAGACCACAGCCACCACAUCUUCAACAAGUUCGGUUUUUAUCCCUUCUAAGGCUUCUCUAGAAAAAGAAAACGGUACAGCUGUUGGACUGAGUGGUGGCGCUAUAGCAGGUAUAGUGAUUGCCUUGGUGAUUGGUGUAGCCCUAACUGCUAUGGGAGUGAUCACGUUGAUUAAGAGAAGAAAUCCCGAUAAUUAUCACGAAAUGUAAAUUCAACAAGUUUCAAAGCAAUUUACUUUAAUGAAUAGCUAUUAAUUUCUUGUUUCUUCUUUAAGAAAAACUAAUACUAUUCAUCAUAUUAGUAUUUAUCUGAAAAAUUUUGUGUUUAAUUACAUACGGAAAACGCCUCAUAUUUUUGAUGAUUCUUCUCUUGGGUAUAUAUGCGAAAUGACUAGUUAAGAAUUCAAACCAAUUUCAACACUCACAGUUUUUGUUACAAUAAAUUUUCUAAUUAUAAAGUUAACUACUGGAAAUAAGUAUAUGGUCAAGAGAAAACUGGGCCAAAUGUAGUAGUAGUUGUGUAAUUAUGACAAGGUAAACAAAUUUCGCUGAUUUUUAUUAUGAUAUGAUUAUUGUUCUAAAAUUAAUUAAUAUUACUGUGAGACAGUUUAAAUUGUUAGUUUGAGCUUUAAAUGAAAAGCAAGUAGGUGAUACAUAAAAAAAAAUAUUAAUGAAUAUUAAAUACACAAGAGAAACCAUAAUAUCCUACAGUAGCGUUUUCCUAUUUCUAUGAAUAUUCUUGUUGUUGUACUUGUACCUUUUUAAUCCCAAAUAAUUUUUAUUGUCUGAUAACUGUAAUACUUCAAAUAUAAAACAUUUAUAUUUUAGUAAUUCAAACAGAUAUUUUUUGAUAAUUAUUGUACGUAGUUGAAAAAUAACUUUUCCUAUUGGUGAAGGCAUGAGAGUUGUAUACUCUAUUAAGUUCUUUAAUAUUUAAUUAACUGUGUGAGUUUUCAUAAUUAGUUAAUAAAUUGACAAAAAUAUAUCACAAUGUAUUAUUUUAGGCUUAACGCUAAAUAUGGUGGAUCAGAUUAUUUCGCAAGGCGUGCCAAAACGACUUAUACUGUGGUACUAUUUCUCCUUACUGUAUUAAUUUAAAUUCGUGUAUGUUUUUUUUUUUUUGUAAGUACUGUAUUCUACCUUUACUGUACGACUCAUGUUUCGUUAAUUCUAA